CUUGAUUUUAACAAACAACACAACACAACCCAACACAACCACCAUAAAGAAAGAGAGAAGAAAUUCUCAACCAAAAGUUUUGAUGAUGCAUUCGAUGUUCAGUCCCUUUGAUGCUUUGUGCGCUGAUUUCUUGGGCAAGAAGACCCAAUUCUCCACUACUUCUGCAGAGACCAACAAGAAGAAUGGAGUACUGGUCAAGAAGAUAGAGGAGACGGAGAACUUUAAGGAGAAGAAGAGAGAACGGGCUGCUGCUGCUGCUCCCGUGAGAGACCACCACAAGGCGCCGCGGUUUGCACCGGAAUUGGAUGGACUCUACUGCUUUGAGACUCUGGUCUCCUAUUAGUACUAAUUAACCCAAAAGUGUUUCUGUUUUGGGUUUCUUCUUGUAUGGAUUUUAGAGAUUAAGUUCAUGUGAAUACAUAUAUAUAUCUAUAUCUAUAGAGAGAGAGAGAGGAGAAAAAUUCUUUGAUUGAUUCGAUGUUGGUAUGAGCAAUAUAAAUGUCUGGUUUACAAUUUUACAAUUACCAUAUCCUGCAUCUUUCAAGUGAAUAAAAAGCAACUGAAUUUCUUUGCUCCCA
Messenger RNA from Tripterygium wilfordii, 578 nucleotides. RefSeq lists its product as uncharacterized. The record is from RefSeq and is a predicted model, not a curated record. Bases 83 to 343 code for a protein of 86 amino acids. The transcript has a single exon. Lineage: Eukaryota; Viridiplantae; Streptophyta; Magnoliopsida; Celastrales; Celastraceae.